Molecule: messenger RNA, 1393 nt
Organism: Nerophis lumbriciformis (worm pipefish)
Lineage: Eukaryota; Metazoa; Chordata; Actinopteri; Syngnathiformes; Syngnathidae
Source: RefSeq, a predicted model, not a curated record
CUUUACAAAAUAAAAGCUGCGAGCCUUCUAAGCGACAUUUCUGCGCUCAGCUGCAAGAAGAGUGUAAUAAGUGCCUUAUUUCACUUUAUUCCGACCAUUUGUCAUGACUUUACGUGCUCGUCUGAGAAACAAUGAAGGCGCGCUCCUCUUGGACGGCGGACUAGCGACACAAUUGGAGGCUCAAGGUGCGAAGUUGCAGGGAGACCCCCUGUGGAGCGCCAGGCUUUUGCACAGCGACCCCCAGGCCAUUAGCGACGCCCAUCACAGCUUCCUCCUGAGCGGCGCCGACGUGAUCACCACGGCGACCUACCAGGCCACCAUUCCGGGCUUCGUCCGACAUUUAGAGGUGAGCUCGGACGCCGCCAGGGAGCUGCUGGCGUCCGGCCUUCACCUCGCCAAACAGACGGUGGCCGCCUACGCGUCCCAGGCUGCCUUGAGAGGCCGAGCGUGUCCGCUGGUGGCGGUCUCAGUGGGACCCUAUGGCGCCUCUCUGCAUGACGGCUCAGAGUACACUGGUGCCUACGCGCAGACCAUGAGUGUUGAGGAGCUCAAAUCCUGGCAUCGGCCUCAGCUGGAAUGUUUGGCGGCGGCGGGAGCGGACCUGCUGGCGUUGGAGACCAUCCCGAGUGUGAAGGAAGCCCAGGCGCUGGUGGAGCUCCUGAGAGAAACGCCCGACUGCCAGGCCUGGCUCUCCUUCUCCUGCAAGGACGGGGCGCGCGUGGCCGACGGCAGCCCGUUCGGCGACGGCGUCCGCGUGGCCGGCAGGUCGCCGCAGGUGCUGGCCGUGGGCGUCAACUGCUGUCCUCCCGAGUGGGCGGAGCCUCUGCUGGCCUCGGCCGCGACGCUGAAGAGUCCUGACGUGAGCUGGGUGGUGUACCCCAACAGCGGGGAGGAGUGGGACUCGGAGCGAGGAUGGCGAGCAUCAUCUGUGAAAACGUCGAUACCGGCAUUAAGUCACACGUGGAUCAAACAAGGCGUCGCUUUGAUCGGUCAAAUGUAGUGACUUUUUAGUCUAACAUAUGGCGAAGGACCAUUGUCAAACACUAAGUGUGGAUACAGGUAGUGAGUGUGCCAUACACUCAUUUACCCAUCACGACCUCAAACGUCUUUCAGCAGCUAAAGAAGCACUUCCCGAUAAACACAGUUUGGCAAUCAAACCACACACAAAAAAAACAGUAAACUGACACCGCAAUGUUUGUGUACUUGUGUGGGUCAGGGGGCUGCUGCCGCGUGGGUCCCCAUCAAAUCGCCGAGCUGGGAACACAUUUGAAAGCGGCGCACCCGUGACAACGUGAGCGGCGGACAACGGCCCGGGGAGUUGAUUGGAGACGUCAUUUAUUGUAAAAUGAAUAAACAGCAAACGUGUACGUGACUCAGCGAUGAUGUAAAAAUA